Boleophthalmus pectinirostris (great blue-spotted mudskipper) is the source of this 3847-nucleotide messenger RNA. RefSeq names its product B-Raf proto-oncogene, serine/threonine kinase (gene braf). Gene Ontology annotation, biological process: protein phosphorylation; signal transduction. The record is from RefSeq and is a predicted model, not a curated record. NCBI's taxonomy places the organism in Eukaryota, Metazoa, Chordata, Actinopteri, Gobiiformes, Gobiidae. Gene Ontology annotation, cellular component: cytosol; mitochondrion; plasma membrane. The transcript is spliced from 20 exons. Bases 16 to 2499 code for a protein of 827 amino acids. Gene Ontology annotation, molecular function: protein kinase activity; ATP binding.
CUCUCGCAGUGUAAAAUGGCGGCCGUGAGCAGCGCGGAGUCUCCACCGGCCGUGUUCAACGGAGCCGAGGCCGUGGACCGAGAGCCCGCGGGCCGGGAGCGGGGGCUGGACGAGCUGGACGCCGCCUGCCCGACGGAGCUCAGCGGAGGCCCGCAGGACGAGGAGAUCUGGAACAUUAAACAGAUGAUCAAACUGACCCAGGAGCAUCUGGAGGCUCUGCUGGACAAGUUUGGAGGAGAACACAACCCCCCGUCCAUCUACCUGGAGGCGUAUGAGGAGUACACGUCUAAGCUGGAUGCCCUGCAGCAGAGGGAGCAGCAGCUGUUGGAGGCGAUGGGGAACGGCACGGAGCUGUCGUCCUCCCCCACGGCGGGCACGGGGGGCUUGGGGGGCACGGCAGGCACAGGGGGCGCGCUGGAUCUGCAGGAACCGUGCGCUCACACUUUCACCUCGGCGCCGAACACUUUAAACGUGAUCCAGACCCCGUGCGACGUGAGCCGGGUCAACCCCCGCUCCCCCCAGAAACCCAUCGUCCGAGUGUUCCUGCCCAACAAGCAGCGCACAGUGGUCCCCGCUCGUUGUGGAAUGACGGUCAGAGACUCGCUGAAAAAGGCUUUGAUGAUGAGAGGCCUGAUCCCAGAAUGCUGCGCCGUCUACAGAGUCCAGGACGGGGAGAAGAAGCCGAUUGGUUGGGACACAGACAUCUCGUGGCUGACGGGAGAAGAGCUCCACGUGGAGGUUCUGGAGAACGUCCCCCUCACCACACACAACUUUGUGCGUAAAACCUUCUUCACGUUGGCGUUUUGUGACUUUUGCCGGAAGCUUCUGUUCCAGGGUUUUCGUUGUCAAACCUGCGGCUACAAAUUUCACCAACGCUGCAGUACAGAGGUCCCCCUGAUGUGUGUCAACUACGACCAGCUCGAUUUAUUGUUCGUGUCAAAGUUCUUCGAGCACCAUCCGUUCUCUCAGGAGGAAGUCUCCUCAGAAGGAACCACCCCAGUGUCUGAAGUCUGCCCCUCCCUGCCCCCCUCAGACUCCACCAGGUCGCUGUGCCACGCCUCCGUCUCGCCCUCCAAGUCCAUCCCGAUCCCGCCCAGUUUCCGACAGAGCGCGGAGGAAGAACACCGGAACCAGUUUGGACAGAGGGACCGGUCGUCCUCCGCCCCCAACGUCCACAUCAACACCAUCGAGCCGGUCAACAUCGACGACCUCCUCGGGGGACAGAGUCUUCAGCGCUCGGACGGAGCGGCGCUCUCCGCCCGUCCCUGCCGCGCCGGCGUGCGGAGGCAGCGUACCCGGACGUGCAGCCCUCUCCUUUACUCCUUCCCCAAUGACAUAGUGUUUGAUUUCGAGACUGAGCCAGACUUUGGAGGUUCUACCUCUGGUCUUUCGGCGACUCCUCCGGCGUCUCUGCCCGGGUCCCUCACCAACGUCAAAAUGCCCCAGAAAUCUCCCUGCCCACAGAGGGAGCGCAAGAGCUCGUCCUCCUCCGAAGACCGCAAUAAAAUGAAAACUUUGGGUCGGCGUGACUCCAGUGACGACUGGGAGAUCCCCGAGGGUCAGAUCACUCUGGGCCAACGCAUCGGCUCCGGGUCCUUCGGAACCGUCUUCAAAGGGAAAUGGCACGGCGACGUCGCGGUGAAGAUGUUGAACGUCACAGCUCCAACUCCACAGCAGCUCCAGGCCUUCAAGAACGAAGUGGGCGUGCUCAGGAAAACGCGUCACGUGAACAUCCUCCUGUUCAUGGGCUACACGACCAAACCGCAGCUCGCCAUCGUCACCCAGUGGUGUGAGGGCUCCAGCCUGUACCACCACCUCCACAUCAUCGAGACCAAGUUCGAGAUGAUCAAACUCAUCGACAUCGCACGGCAGACGGCGCAGGGCAUGGAUUAUUUACACGCCAAGUCCAUCAUCCACCGAGACCUGAAGAGCAACAACAUCUUUCUUCAUGAAGACCUGACUGUGAAGAUCGGAGACUUCGGUUUGGCCACAGUGAAAUCUCGCUGGAGCGGCUCUCACCAGUUUGAGCAGCUCUCAGGCUCCAUUCUGUGGAUGGCUCCAGAGGUGAUCCGGCUCCAGGACAAAAACCCAUACAGUUUCCAGUCGGACGUUUACGCCUUCGGCAUCGUUCUGUACGAACUCAUGUCCGGAGCCCUGCCCUACUCCAACAUCAACAACAGAGACCAGAUCAUCUUCAUGGUCGGUCGUGGAUAUUUGUCUCCAGACUUGAGUAAAAUUCGCAGUAACUGCCCCAAAGCGAUGAAGAGGCUGAUGGCCGAGUGUCUGAAGAAGAAGAGGGAAGAGCGCCCCCUAUUUCCACAGAUCUUGGCGUCGAUUGAGUUGUUGGCUCGUUCUCUGCCGAAGAUUCACCGUUCUGCGUCGGAACCGUCUCUGAACCGCGCCGGGUUCCAGACGGAGGACUUCAGCCUGUACGCCUGCGCCUCGCCCAAGACGCCCAUCCAGGCCGGCGGCUACGGGGAGUUCUCGGCGUUCAAAUAAACGUCCUCGGCGGAAUCCUCCAGAAAAACUCCAAACGAAGACGCGGAAUCUGCGGCGCUUUUCCGACGAACUGAGCCAGAGACCGGAGCCGCGGCGCCGCUCGCAAAAACACGAAAGAAUGUUCUCAAACCAUUCGAAUCUCUGUUUUUAAGAGCUUUUGGAGAAAACGAGGAAGAGGAGGAAGAAGAAAAAGACGAGAGGAAGAAACAAAAACGGAAAACCAAACAAAAUCGAAUCGUGUUUACGUUUGUGACGAGUUUCACUUCAGAAAACAGAAAGAAAAUAUCCAGACUCCCCAGAGUUUUAUUUAGUUUGGUUUAGUUUAGACCUGGUUCAGUUCUGGUUCUGAAGUGCAGGUUUUUUUUUCAAUUCUUUGACUGAAAAUUAAGAUUUAAACAGAAAAAAAAAAAAAGAAACUGAAACUUGUGAACGGAGCGGGUCGUUCCUCGGUGCAGAUCCCUCGCUCCUCGUCCUCCUCGUCCUCCUCUUCGUCGUCUUCUUCCUCUUCUCCAUCAGCUCCAUCUUUAUUUAUUUGCACUUUUGUUUUUUCCUGGUUUCUGCUGUUUUUUGUUUUUUUUUGUUGUUGUUUUUUGUUUUUCUUAAGUCUCGGGUCCGACCAGCUCCAACAGAACCCAACGGAACUCUGACUCUGAUCGAUCCAAAAACCAGGAUCUGAACUCGCUCCUCGUGUUCCUCAAGUCCAGAUCCUGAAACAUGAACCGAACAGAACGUUUCCUGAAUGUUUUUAGAACCAUCUGGAUCAGAACAAGUGUCAGACACAGAGACUAAUGUAAACACAUGGACCUGGUUUAGACCUGGUUUAGUCCUGGUUUAGUCCUGGUUUAGUCCUGGUUUAGUCCUGGUUUAGUCCUGGUUUUAGUCCUGGUUUAGACCUGGUUUUAGUCCUGGUUUAGACCUGGGUUUAGUCCCUGGUUUAGUCCUGGUUUUAGUCCCUGGUUUAGACCUGGUUUAGACCUGGUUUUAGUCCCUGGUUUAGUCCUGGUUUUAGUCCCUGUUUAGUCCCUGGUUUAGACCUGGUUUUAGUCCCUGGUUUAGACCUGGGUUUAGUCCCUGGUUUAGACCUGGGUUUAGUCCUGGUUUAGACCUGGUUUAGACCUGGUUUAGACCUGGUUUUAGUCCCUGGUUUAGACCUGAUUUUAGUCCCUGGGUUAGAUCUGGUUUUAGUCCCUGGGUUAGAUCUGGUUUUAGUCCCUGAUUUAGUCCUGGUUUAGUUGGUUUAGACCUGGUUUUAGUCCCUGGUUUAGUCCUGGUUUUAGUCCCUGGUUUAGUCCUGGUUUAGACCUGGUUUAGUCCUGGUUUAGACCUGGUUUAGAUCUGGUUUUAGUCC